Messenger RNA from Oncorhynchus mykiss (rainbow trout), 3433 nucleotides. RefSeq names its product lutropin-choriogonadotropic hormone receptor-like. Gene Ontology annotation, biological process: phospholipase C-activating G protein-coupled receptor signaling pathway; ovulation cycle process; adenylate cyclase-activating G protein-coupled receptor signaling pathway. NCBI's taxonomy places the organism in Eukaryota, Metazoa, Chordata, Actinopteri, Salmoniformes, Salmonidae. The record is from RefSeq and is a predicted model, not a curated record. Gene Ontology annotation, cellular component: plasma membrane. Gene Ontology annotation, molecular function: luteinizing hormone receptor activity; G protein-coupled peptide receptor activity.
GUGCCUGAAGACGGUUUUAUUGGUUUUCUCUGGAGAAAGUCACAGUUGGGGGAAGGGGGGAGCGGUUGACAAAGCGCCCAGGUAGCAUAGACUUCCAUGAUGGCACCAGCCCCGCGGACGGUGUGGGUUCUUCUCGCGCUGUCCGGUGUCCUGAAUGUGCGCUCCUGUUGGACUUUUACUUGUCCUUCCAUUUGCGAAUGUUCAAUGAAGAGCGAUACAUGUACCACAAACGGGAGAGAAACGGGAGAGAAACUCAGCUGCACGAGGGAAACGCAACUAAGGUCCGGAGUCGCUCCUUCGUUUAUUCGAAACGUAAGACUAAUUCAUCUGCCAUUGACAGAAGUUUCAAGCAAUGCCUUCAGGGGACUGAUCAACGUGUCCAGAAUUGAGAUCUCUCAGAGUGACUGCAUCAGGAACAUAAGAAACCAUGCAUUCCUCUCUCUCCACAGCUUGGCUGAGAUACAGAUACAGAACAUCAGAAAUCUGAUCAGUAUAGAGAAGGGGGCCUUCACUGAUCUGCCCAGGCUGAGAUACCUGAGUAUCUGUAACACAGGAAUAAUACAUUUUCCUGACUUCUCCACCAUGUCCUCUUUGGUGAUACUGGAUAACUUCUUCCUUGAGCUGGGAGAUAACAUGCAUCUCGACAGCAUACCUGCCAAUGCCUUUCAAGGUAUCACAGAGGAGAGUGUCUACAUGAAAAUUAUAAAAAAUGGAUUCAAGGAAAUCAGGUCACACGCUUUCAACGGAACAAAUCUGGAUAAACUGAUUCUGAAAGGAAACAGGUAUCUGAGGAACAUCCAUGAAGAUGCCUUUGAGGGGGCCUCAGGGCCAAUUAUGCUUGACAUCUCCUCCACAGCUCUCCACACCCUCCCCCGUCGAGGCUUGGGACAUUUGAAGGUCCUGAUUGCCCGUUCUACCCCUUACCUGAAGACUCUACCCCCUCUGGAAAGCCUCCUAGAGCUAGAGGUGGCAGAGGUCACUUACCCCAGCCACUGCUGUGCCUUCCACACCUGGCGACGCAAACACAGGGAAAAAGUUAUCCUUGCACUCUCUCCGAACCUCAGAAGGCUGUGCGAUGACGAUAAAAUCAUGGACCCAUCAGCAGACAAUGUAACAGACCUGUACGACAUCAACUUCCAAUACCCAGACCUGCAGCUGAGCCUGUGUCCUGGACCCUUCCAGUGCACCCCAGAGCCUGAUGCCUUCAACCCCUGUGAGGACCUGCUGGGGUACUCCUUCCUCCGUGCAGUCACCUGGCUCAUUACUGUGUUCGCUGUGGCUGGGAACAUGACUGUGCUGAUUGUACUGAUCACCAGUCACCAGAAGCUUAAUGUCUCCCAGUUCCUGAUGUGUAACCUGGCCUUCGCAGAUCUCUGCAUGGGGCUCUACCUCCUCCUCAUUGCAGCCAUGGACUACCACUCCCGCAAGGAGUACUAUAAUCACGCUACGGACUGGCAGACGGGCGGGGGCUGUGGCGUGGCGGGGUUCUUGACGGUGUUCGCCAGCGAGCUAUCUGUCUACACGCUGACCAUGAUAACGUUAGAGCGGUGGCACACCAUCACCAACGCCAUGCACAUCAACAAGAGGCUGCGGCUGAGGCAUGUGGUGAUCAUGAUGGCUGGAGGGUGGGGUUUCUCCCUAUUGGCCGCUCUGCUUCCCAUCCUGGGGGUCAGCAGCUACACUAAGGUGUCGAUCUGCCUGCCCAUGGACAUCGAGUCCCUAGCCUCUCAGGUGUAUGUUGUAGCCCUCCUCCUCCUCAACGUCGCUGCCUUCUUCAUCAUCUGCUGCUGCUACGUACGUAUCUACAUGUCCAUCCACAACCCCGACCUAGCAACCCGCCACGGCGACGCCAGGAUCGCCAAGCGCAUGGCCAUCCUCAUCUUCACCGACUUCCUCUGCAUGGCACCCAUCUCCUUCUUUGCCAUCUCGGCGGGUCUCCACAUGCCCCUCAUCACCAUCUCCCACUCCAAGAUCCUCCUCGUCCUCUUCUACCCAAUCAACUCCCUCUGUAACCCCUUCCUCUACACCAUAUUUACUCGAGCAUUUCGGAAGGAUUUGUGUCUAUUGUUGAGUCGCUGUAGUUGUUGCCAUGCCAGAGCGGAGUUCUACAGGGCACAGAACCUGGCAACACACACUAUACCGCCUAAGGGUAGGUCUACAUCCCCCAGAAAGGCUCACUCUUUCAGGUUCUAUGCCUACCACAUCAAGAUGCAGGGAUGCUUCCUCAGCAAGGGAGGUGGAGUGUGUGACUAGUCUCAGUCAGUCAGAACUAAGGGUACAGCCACAUUGAGAUUUUGGUUGCGUGGCCCUGCUCAGACGUUGCAUCAACCAAUGGCUGCGUGCCACAUCAUUGACAGUGUCGUCAACUGACAGAUCGCUGUAACAUAUGUGGUUAGCUAAUACGUAAAAUGCCUAUCCAGACAUUGUAAGAUCUGGCAUGCGUCAGCAACGCCUGGGCAGAGAACACACCCUGAAAAUUCCAGAUUGAGCCAAUGGUUUUUCAAUGUGAGUCAUCCGUUAUCCAGAUGAAUGACAACAGAUUGUCUGUCAAAAAUACACAAAGCAUUCAAUUCAACUUUUGAUGAGAAAAAACGGGCAAUGAUGUAAGUCAUAUACAACUUCAUCCUUGUUUAUGCAUCUCGUUCAGGCCCUGUGAUAGGCUAGCGUCCUGUCCAAGGGUUGUACUGUACAUUAAGCUGCCUCACACUACAGAAAUAAGAGAGGCUCCUGCCUCUAUGAGCUUUUCUGGCUUGCAGAAGCCACGCCUCAAUGUGGCCAUAGCCUUAAUCUCUGCUGUAACAAGGUGAUUGAGCAUCUGUGCCCCUCCCUUGUCGAUUAUGGCAGCCCCCCGCACCUCUCUGAUUCAGAGGGGGUGGGUUAAAUGCGGAAGACACAUUUCAGUUGAAUGCAUUUAGUUGUACAACUGGUAUCCCCCUUUCCCGUCAUUGUAAAUGACAUCAUUGUAAAUAAGCAUUUGUUCUUAACUGACUUGCCUUGUUAAAUAAAGGUUCAAUUAUAAAAAUAAAGACAAGCACAUGGGAGUUCUCUGGGCAGGCCAUAUCAGGGAAGGAGCUGCUGCCGGCCUCCAAGCUGCCAUGCUGGUUUGGCGUGAACGUGUUUUAGAGUAUUGUUGUUGAGUGUAAUAAUGUAAAAAGUAAAGUGCAUUGUUUGUAACUUGAUGUGGCAGAUUGGAGCCCAACAAGUUAUAGCACAACCUUUUCAUUGCUAAUACUGUAUUUUUCCUUGUGUACAUUUUAAAGGGGAAGGCCCGUUUGUAUAUGUGUACAUUUUAAAGGGGAAGGUCAGUUUGCAUGUGUACAUUUUAUAGGCCAGUUUGUAUUUACCUUAAGUCUGAUGCAUUGGUAGCUUAUAGUAAUGUCAACACGUGCAUUUCCCUUAUGUUUAAUUGAAACUUGUAAUAAACUAUAUUUUU